AUGUCUCCCCCAGUUAACACACGUCUCCCGGUGGGAAACAAAGACUUUACCAAUGCGACUGUCGUGAUUAUCGGUGCUGGGAUAUCUGGGAUGUGCAUGGCAAUUGAUUUGAUCAAACGCAAUAACUGUCACAACUUCGUUAUACUUGAGAAGGGUAGCAGCGUUGGUGGAACUUGGAAUGAUAAUAAAUAUCCUGGAUGCUGUUGCGAUAUCUGGAGCUCACUGUACAGCUAUUCCUUUGAGCAAAACCCUGAUUGGUCAAGGGAAUAUCCUGGACAAGAAGAAUUCCAUGCAUACCUAGUGCGUAUUGCAGAGAAGUACGGUCUGUACAAGUACAUUCGUUUCAACUCCACGGUAGAAGAAGCCCAAUGGGAUGACAACGAAUCCAACUGGAAGACCAGUGUUGUGGUCACAGGAGAGAAGGAUAGCGAAUAUUCCAACUCCUACAUCCUCAAGUCCGACUUUCUCAUUUCCGCCGUCGGGCAACUGAAUCUCCCACGUCAGCCGAACAUUCCGGGACUGGAAGAUUUCCAGGGCAAGAUGAUGCACUCUGCUCGAUGGGAUUGGAGUUACGACAUAACAGGAAAGCGAGUUGCAAUCAUUGGAAAUGGAGCAACCGCCGCCCAAAUCGCCCCAGAAGUAGCCCAAAUCGCCUCCCACCUCACAAUCUACCAGCGAACUCCAAACUGGAUAAUCCCACGAGGCGAUGGACCAGUAUCCGCCUUCCAAAGAGCCCUAUUCAAAUACCUCCCACCACUCCACUGGCGCAAACGCGCCCUCCAAAUGGACUUCCGUGAAAGCUUCCACGCAGUAAUCAAAGACGAUAACUCACCCUUCGCCCAAAUGAUCCGAGACAUGUCCACAGCGAGCAUGAAAGCCCAACUCGCCACCAAACCUGAGUUGUGGGAGAAGUUGGUUCCGGACUAUGCACCGGGAUGCAAGCGAAUUAUCAUCACCGAUGAUUACUAUCCCACUCUUGCGCGAGACAACGUGGAAUUGGAGACGCGGCCGAUUACGCAUAUUACCGAGACUGGGAUAGAGAUUGAGGGCUUUGAUGAGCAGGAAUAUGAUUUAAUUGUUCUUGCUACCGGCUUUAGGACGGUGGAGUUUAUGCAUCCUAUUCAGAUUUACGGUGCGAAUGGGCGUCCUUUGCAGGAUAUUUGGAAGGAUGGGGCUGUGGCGUAUAAUGGGGUUACUGUCGAGGAUCUGCCUAAUUUUGGGAUGUUUUAUGGUCCUAAUACCAACCUUGGACAUAAUUCUAUCGUUCUCAUGAUAGAGGCACAGUCACGUUAUUUGAAUGGGAUUGUUGGUGAAGUGAUCCGGGCUCGUCAACAGGGCAAAACGUUGUCUCUGAAGCCAAAGCUGGCAGUGCUGAAGAGUUUCAACGAGAAACUCCAGACUGCGUUGCGGAAUACCAGCUUCGCGGAUCCAAAUUGCAACAGUUGGUACAAGAGGGAUGACGGUGUCAUUACGAAUAACUGGUCUGGGACUGUGAUUGAUUAUCAGCUUAAUCUGUCAAAGGUGGAAUGGCAAGACUAUGUUGUUGACGGCACCGGAAAGGGUGAUGUCGAGGGCAAGGCUGCAACGAAGCUUGGUCGUGUUCGUGAAGAGACUUUACUUAGCGAUACGUCAUUGUUGAUGGUAGGCGCCGUGAGCCUUCUAUCGGCGGUUGGUUAUUUUGCGGCUCGGUCUAAGAUGCUAAAGGCACGCUAA
Penicillium canescens is the source of this 1713-nucleotide messenger RNA. Its product is annotated as flavin-containing monooxygenase. Gene Ontology annotation, molecular function: flavin adenine dinucleotide binding; N,N-dimethylaniline monooxygenase activity; NADP binding. The coding region runs from base 1 to 1713 and encodes 570 amino acids. The transcript is spliced from 6 exons. The record is from RefSeq and is a predicted model, not a curated record. NCBI's taxonomy places the organism in Eukaryota, Fungi, Ascomycota, Eurotiomycetes, Eurotiales, Aspergillaceae.